AUGACGCCUGGUGCCGGUCGUCUACCGCCUUCAACAGAGGCAACUGGGCCUGCAGCUGGCGCAAACGUGGGAGUAGCAUCUAUCAAUACUGCUUCCGCACCGGUCUUGGAUAACCGUGUGGUACUCCGCGUGGGGGAGAAGCAAUUCUUCACUACACGCGCCACUCUCGCCGAAAGCCAUCUCCUCGCGACCCUAUUGAGCACCGAGGCAACACAUGAUGGCGAGUACUUUCUCGAUGCUGAUCCUGAAAUGUUUGACCAAGUGAUGCGUUUUCUACGCACGCGCCGUUUCCCGCUCUUCUACGACCAAGCAUCCGGCUACGACACGGCCAAAUAUCUGGAGUUGCUGGUGGCGGCACAGUUUUACCAGAUCCCGACGCUGGAGAUGUGGCUGACGGAGAAGCGCUACCUGGGAGCGAUGAACAUCAAGUCAGAGUACAAACGAUACAGGCUCUUUGGGACCGACCAAAUCACACGGAUGCAUGAGCUCUGCUGGGACAGGGAGGAGCAGGGCCGCGUCCUGAGCAUAUCUGAGACCAAGGGAAAGGCUCACGCAUGUCCACAGAAGCUGUGGCGGCAUGAUGGUGACCAAAAUAAAUGCAUGAAGGCGAGAUGCUUUCAGCUGCGUUCAAGUGCGGGGGUCGGCCCGGUGACGAUGCGACUUCUGGACGUAACUGUGCUCGUGACAAAGGCAGAGAUUCGCGAGAGUGUCCUGUCAGCGGGCUCCUAUCCCGAUGGACCACCUCCAUAUCAAGGCGGGGAUGGUGAAUAA
Molecule: messenger RNA, 771 nt
Organism: Cordyceps fumosorosea ARSEF 2679
Lineage: Eukaryota; Fungi; Ascomycota; Sordariomycetes; Hypocreales; Cordycipitaceae
Product: BTB/POZ fold domain containing protein
Exons: 1
Coding region: 1-771 (256 amino acids)
Biological process (GO): protein homooligomerization
Molecular function (GO): protein binding
Source: RefSeq, a predicted model, not a curated record